Porites evermanni is the source of this 3427-nucleotide messenger RNA. NCBI's taxonomy places the organism in Eukaryota, Metazoa, Cnidaria, Anthozoa, Scleractinia, Poritidae. The record is from the annotation of a GenBank genome assembly.
AUGGAGUCUGUCUCUAGGCGAUGUAUGAUCGACAUUGCUUGUGAUUUGUGUCGUGAUUGGAAAAAGUUUGGAUACGUAAAUGGCCUGUCAAAGGAAGUUGAGCAAAUUGAUCAAGAUUACAAGAGAAAUGUAUUUGAACAGGCAUACAGAAUUCUACAAGCUUGGCAGCAAAAAAAGGGAUCUAGGGCUAAUUAUCAAGAGCUGGGAGAAUCGUUUAGAUCAGGAACGCUGCUACGCAUUGAUUUAGCUGAAAAAUAUUGUGAAGGAAGAAACCAAAGCCCCUCUAAAACAGGUAAUCGGUAGAUAUUUUACCCGUAAUAAUAAACGUCUGUCUGAUCUGAUUAAUGUCCUCCAUAUACACAAGGCUGAGCACGAUAUUUAGAAUUAUAAAGCCGAGUGGAUAUUAACAACCUCCUCAAUAUGCAAAAUUCUCCAUAUCAUGCCCAGCCUCGUUCACGAUAAAACUGUUAAUUAUAAUGAUUAUUCCAAACCUUGUUCCCCGUUAAUUCUCUGAAAUCCAGAAUCACUAUCUUCAACUUUGUUUUAAUUAUACUUUGAAGAUUAUUUACAUGGGACUUCAGCUUAUAAUUUAAGCUUGUUUUGGUUCUCUUUUGUUUGUUAUUUCUUUAGGAUUUCUCAUAGGUUUCCUCUACAGGUAUGUCUGAACUGCCACUCUUGUUCGGUAAACUUAUGUAAAAAGUACUACAUGUAGUGGCUUUUUUUAUUAUUAUUAUUUUAAUUUGGUGAUAUCAAAACUACAUCCUUGAUCUACACUUGGAUGGCAGCUAGGACUCUAACCCCAAAACAAAGCAGCUUUCACCCAAACAAGGACUGCAGGUGCAUCAAGGUGGUGGGUAAGAAGAGAUAAUUACUUUUGUUACUUCUGGGAAAAGACUCUAUACAAUUUCUUUUUUUGUCAUUAGUGUUGCCCUUUUUCUAGGAACUGUUAGUCCUGUGAGGUAGGUGCACAAAAGGGGAGGAAAGGGGAAGAAAAGCAAGAAAGGGAAAAUUGAAAGGGAAAAAAUUAAAGGGAAAGGAGGCAGUUUUCUAUCCUUCUCUCCCCAGUUCCCUCUUCCUUUUCCCCUCCCUCCCCUCUCCUUUUGAAGCCUCCUACGCAGAUAUCAGAACUGCAUGUUCAUUUACUUUUGCUUUACAAUCUUAGAGAAGGGUCAUUUGAGGACUGGGAAGGUGUCAGACACUGUUAUAGAUGCGAUUUCAAAUGAGCUUGGUAUUAAGUGGAUAUGGGUUGGACGGUUGCUUGGGCUGGAGGACACUGAGCUUGAUGAUAUUAGAGAAAAUAAUGGGAGUCUCUAUGAAUGCUCUCACACAAUGCUCCUGUCCUGGACACAGAAAAGUACAUCCCGGGCAACAUACGAGUGGCUUGCCCAAGCAUUAAGCCACACAGCAGUAGGCAAGGGUUUAAUUGCUCAAAAGUACUGCCUUCAAGAUAUCAGCGUGUCCCAAGGAGGUAUUACUAUGAACAUUUUGUGAUUAAAAUUAUGAGUGACAAAGAAGUUAAGCAAUUAAUAAGCACUUAUUAGUGUAAAUGAAAAUUCAGGAGAAAGCAGAUAGAUGAAAAUGGUAUAGACUGCAGAAGAAAAGAAAAGUUCUUGGGUCAUCUUUAAUAAUCUUGUUAACCUAUCCCUACAGAGCGCACAAGCAAGAGAUGGGACAUGUAGGGAGAGAACCCUGGGAGCGAACUUGAGGUCAACCUCACUAGUUACAUUUGUAAGAGAAGCCGUGAAAGGGGUGGAUUAAAUGGGACCAACCAUACAAACUAAUUGCAAAACACAAGGACAAGUUCUAAUAACAAAUAAUCAACUUGUAAUCGUCCAGACAUUUUAAUUAUUAAAUCAAGGUGUCCUUAAUCAUACACCUGCCUCCCUCCUUUGUAGAGGCCAUGUUGUGUCACAAUUAAGCAGUGGAGCAGAUAGGUCAUGCAAUACUGGUCAUACUGAUAAGUGAAUGCCUAAGUUUGAGAGCAGUCAUUGGACCUUACAAACACGGCCUCUUGCCAAAGAGAGUUGAUCUAAAUAACUUUAAGGUACUCCAUACCAUGCCUGUGGACUGCCAUUAACUUUUACUGAGUAAGAUUUUAAUGGCACCCAAUCCUCCAUAUUGUGAGAAGCAAAAAGGUGCACAGAUGGACAGAUAAGGGAUAGCAGUUACUUUUAGUUUCCUUUGCAAAUUGUAAUACCAGUAACAGGUCAAUAACCACAGUCCAGUUCACUGUUGGUAUUUACAACUGUUAAGAUUAUACAUUCUGUGUUAAUUUUAGGUGCAUCUGUUCCUCUUGGUGGAGAAGACAUUCAGCACCUUAAUAUAAAAAUGGAGACAUUACAAGUUUGCAAUCCAGCAGAAGGAGCAAGUAAGCUUGAUGAUGAAGGAGCUGGUAGUGUUGAAAAAAUGAAUGACAGGGCAAUAGGUUUGUAAAUGUUUUCUCCAUAAUUUGUCUUUUCCUCGUUAUUUAGGUGUGUAUUUGAGGAAGCAGAAAAGUUUUGGCAGGUUGAUAACAUUUUGCACUAUUCUGUCCUGUACAUUUUAACGCAUCAAUAAUUGUCACGAACAAGACCCCCAUAGAGGGGUUCAUUGGGCUGCCAACUGCACAGUGCAGUGGUUUAAUAUUUAGGAAAGUAGAAAUUAGGGACAUUUCCAAAACAAAUCCCCUUCCGCCGAAACUACCUUCCGCCCAAUUAUUGCAUGACAGUGUAAUGUGGCUAGCUUGAUCUGUGUUCCUGACUGUGAAAAAUGUCAAGAUGACAUUGUAAGCACAAACAAGCCCUCGAGUUAAUGCAUGUGAAUGUUGUUCUGAUUUUCUUUUCAUGAAGCUCUUACAAGACUGGCAUCAAUUUUUUUCACUUGGAUACCUACUGUAAAUUUUGAUUUAAUCGCUGUUUACGUGAAAGUAGCCUUACAAAUUGUAAAAAGAGCUCAGUAUUUUGUUUCACCCUGAUGCAUAUACUUUCAUGCCUUUCAAAAUUACACAAGUCUACCGGCCUCUAGUGAUCUUUCUUCCACUUCUUAUCAUCAUCAUCAUCAUCAUCAUCAUCAUCAUAAUCACUGUGCUUUAAUACCAGGUUCAAGAAACCCUCUACCCGUCCCAGAUGAUUGCAUACAAAAGAAGUUUAUUACCAAUCUGCCUUAUAAGGUAAGGGGAGCCUUGGUUGUCAAGCUAGACCCCCCACGUGAAUUAGGAGGAGACUUCAAAGAUCUCGCUGGCGAAAUGGGAUUUAACAUGGAUCAGAUAUUAUAUUUCAAAUCACUGAAGAAUCCCACAGAAACUGUUCUAAAUUGUUGCUCCUCACGUUCUAUAGAGGAUCUUUGUAACAAGCUGGAUGUGAUUGGACGAGGAGAUGCUAGGUUGGAGAUUGAUAAAUGGAUCAAGACACAAGAUUGUAAAUGUGCAUUAUGCACAACCAUGAGUUAA